AUGAAAAUAUGUCUCAAAAAGUCCGUGAUGUGCCCAGCGACUCUUGAUAAGCAAAAAACCGAUGUUCUUCAAGCUAAUAAUAACUUUUGGAGCCCUUCGUCACCAACCUCGUCAUCGUCCAAUAAUGGAAAAAAGAGAAAUGUACCGUUGAAAGCCAAUGGUUCAUUAGAUCCUCUUGAAGUUAUAAAGUUAGCCGUACAUACUUUGACAAGAAUACUAUUGAAAGAGGUUCUUCUCACUCAUAUAAAAGCUCAAAACAUCUACGAAUAG
Molecule: messenger RNA, 270 nt
Organism: Funneliformis caledonium
Lineage: Eukaryota; Fungi; Glomeromycota; Glomeromycetes; Glomerales; Glomeraceae
Source: the annotation of a GenBank genome assembly